AGCCUACAAUUCCCACAAUGCAUUGAGAAGACACCCGGAAAGGGACGAAAACAUCAGCUGACAACACUGUGGAUGAGUAGUUUUUGACAUUUUAAAGGCAGUUAUUUAUUCGUUUAAAAUACAGUUGUUUUUUAUUUUUGCAUUAGCAUAUGUUAGUGAGUAAGUAGCUAUGUUACGACCAAAGGCGUUAACGCAGGUUCUAAGCCAAGCAAACACAAACGGAGUCCAAAGCACACUCUUACUGAACAAUGAAGGUUCACUUCUGGCUUACUCUGGAUACGGGGACACUGACGCCCGAGUGACAGCUGCCAUCGCUAGCAACAUCUGGGCGGCCUACGACAAGAACGGCCACCAAGCCUUUAACGAAGACAAACUGAAAUUCAUACUCAUGGAUUGUAUGGAGGGAAGGGUGGCCAUUACUCGUGUAGCCAACCUACUACUGUGUAUGUACGCCAAAGAGACAGUGGGUUUUGGAAUGCUUAAAGCCAAGGCAGAAGCCCUGGUACAGUACCUGGAGGAACCGUUAACCCAAGUGGCAGCUUCAUAGUGGAGAUGUGACUGAAGCUCUGCCUGGGAAAAAAAAACAUCACAUGAUCCCGAUCAUUUAUGGACUACUGAGUGAUCUGUCAGUGAGUGCUGGGGGUGGGGGAGAGGAGGGGGAACAGUGUAUUUAUAAUCAUGGUAUUGAAACUAAUAACUGUUAUGGGUUUUUGACCUCGCUUGUGACUUAUGUGUUCAUCUAAUGGUCUGUUCUGAAAGCCCACAUAAUUGUCAAAAGGAAGUCUGAGUGUACAACUGCUGAAAUGAUUCCUUUACAUUACUGUUUCCACGGCCGAUUCAUUCAUUUGCAGUUUUAGUUCAGAUCACAGUUAAACAGAAAAUGUAACUUUUUUGACUCCUGUCAGAGAAGUAAAAUGGUUUGUGAAAACCUUCAUAAAAAUGUCUGUCGGAUAAAAUGCAGUGACGAUUAUUUGUUUUAUUGCGUUUUGUUUCAAAGCUGUCAAAUAAACAAUUUUUGGAUUAA
This is a messenger RNA of Perca flavescens (yellow perch), 1024 nucleotides long. It is a transcript of the gene lamtor2, whose product is annotated as late endosomal/lysosomal adaptor, MAPK and MTOR activator 2. Bases 170 to 547 code for a protein of 125 amino acids. The transcript is spliced from 4 exons. Gene Ontology annotation, biological process: positive regulation of TOR signaling. Lineage: Eukaryota; Metazoa; Chordata; Actinopteri; Perciformes; Percidae. Gene Ontology annotation, molecular function: guanyl-nucleotide exchange factor activity; molecular adaptor activity. The record is from RefSeq and is a predicted model, not a curated record.